This is a messenger RNA of Carassius auratus (goldfish), 834 nucleotides long. It is a transcript of the gene commd10, whose product is annotated as COMM domain containing 10. The coding region runs from base 113 to 724 and encodes 203 amino acids. The transcript has 7 exons. NCBI's taxonomy places the organism in Eukaryota, Metazoa, Chordata, Actinopteri, Cypriniformes, Cyprinidae. The record is from RefSeq and is a predicted model, not a curated record.
AUGCGCUCCGGUUCUUGUGGGCGUGGCCCGGGCUGACGUCACGCAUCACGUGCCCGCGCACCAGGAAGUGCCUGAUCUGGACACGAAGAGAAAGGAAACGAGCGGACAGAAGAUGAGUUCAAUAAUCCCAGAGACACAGAGUAUUAAAGAAGCCGUGAUUCACAUCAACUCCAUCGACAGCAGCAAGUUCUCCAGACUCCUGUCCCGCAUUCUGCAGAAGCUCCACCUGAAGGGGGAGCGCUCCUUCAGUGAGGAGGAGGAGGAGAAGCUGCAGAGUGCUUUAUCUCUGGAGAAACACACUCUUCAUCUGCUGGUGGAAACCCUGUCCUUCAUCCUCGAGCAGGCCGUGUAUCACAACAUCAAACCAGCGUCUCUCAGACAGCAGCUGGAGAACAUCUGUGUGGAGGCGGACAGAGCCGAGGUGUUCGCUCACGUCUGGGCUUCAGCUGCUCCCGAUGUGCUGGACAAGAUCCGACUCGGGAUAUUUGCCCCGAAGAAGCUGGAUCACGUGGGCUGGCAGCUCUGUCUGCAGAUGGCCUCGUCGUCUCGAAGCAGACUGAAGGAGCCACACGCCGUCCUGGAUCUGGGACUCCGCACGGAGGACGACGCAGAGGUAAACACAGAGCGUGUGCAGAACGUGUUUGUGGAGUUCAGUCAUCAGGAUCUGCUGGACUUCUACAAUCAGAUGGAGAUGAUUCAGACUCAGCUGGACUCGCUCAGCUGAUUCAGCCUCCGUCUGCUAUCCCAUGAUGCCUCUGGUUCAGUCGUCUCUGUCUGUAUAUAUGAGGCUGAAGCUGUUCACCAGUGUUUCAUUAAAGAUGCUUUUCCUCUGAA